AUGUCUUCUGGUGUAUCUAGCUCGGCUGUCCUCGCUCCGACUUGUGUCUUCGCACCCACCACCGCGGACCAGGUUUCCUUCCUUGUCAAGACCGCAGUAGCCAAUAGCUGCAAGUUCGCCGCCAAAGGAGGAGGUCACUCUGCCGUACCUGGAGCCGCUGACGUCGACAAUGGCAUUCUCAUCAGCUUCGACAACAUGAAGAACAUCUCCCUUCAGACUGCUUCUGACGGGACCAAGUAUGCCGCUGUGCAGCCGGGGCUUCACUGGGGAGAUGUCUACACCUACCUCGACCCCCUUAACGUCAUUCCCGCUGUCGGUCGCUUCUAUCCUGUCGGUACUGGCCUUGUUCUUGGUGCAGGCUUCAGCUUCCUGGGCAACGAGAAGGGCUUCGCCACCGACUCUGUGUACUCGUUCGAGACUGUACUGGCCAACGGGAGCAUCGUGACUGUGUCCCAAACAAAUGCGCCUGAUCUGUUCAAAGCGAUGAAAGGCGGAGGUAAUAACUUCGCCAUUGUCACCCGCUACAACCUCCGGGUCUUCCCGGGCGGUAAGAUUGCCGGCGGUAUGGUCAUCGCUGCCGAGGACCAGACCGAGAAGUGGCUCGACCUUACUUACGACUACGCCACCGUGCAGGCUGUCCAGGAGGUCAAGUCACAUGCUCUGCCUGCAAUGGCAUGGGUACAAGCCACCGAUGUUGCCAUCUCCGAGACUCCCGUUGUCUACGUUGUACCCGGUGCCACCCAGCUCCCUGCAAUCAUGUCGGGCUGGAACAACAUGACCGCCAUCUCGAACACCGUCCGCUCUGUGUACCCGCAUGAGCUGGCUCAGGAGUAUGCCGCCGGAUUCUCCAACGGGCAGUUCCAAGAGCAGCGCGUCUUCACCAUCAAGGCGAACCGCGCCGAGUUUGCCUACAUUUGGUACCAAUUCCUCGCCUGGGCGCGCGCCAUGAAGGACGUCCCCGGCUUCAACAUCCUCCACUGCAACAUGCCCGUCACCCCCCGCAUGGCCACUGCUGGCCUCGCCUACGGCGGCAACUCGCUUGGUCUCGACAGCAACAAGGAUGUCCUGUCUGUGAUCUACUUGGGCAUCACCAUGGAUACCCGCGAUGACAGCGUCGUGUCUUCGUUCCGUAGCUUGUUCACUACGCUGCAGUCGCACUCUAAGUCGGCGAACUUACUCCACCCGUGGCUGUUCUGGAACUACGCUGGCAUUGGCCAGGACGUCAUUGCCUCGUACGGCACUGCAUCCGUUGCGAACAUGAAGAAGGUUCGCACCAAGUACGACCCCAGUGGCGUUUUCAAGACGCUCGUUCCCGGUGGGUUCAAGCUGGCUUAAGCGCUUUCAAGUCUUGUCGAAGCUUUGACGCUCAACUUCGGGCGUAGUAUAGGUGCUCUUCUGACGUCGAUCUUUUUUGGGCAAAGUGGGGGAUUUCAAUGCAUUGAUAUAUUCUCGGAGACGAGAAUAGAUGUAGUUGCUUGCGUACAUUAUAGAUUUGGUAG
Paraphaeosphaeria sporulosa is the source of this 1499-nucleotide messenger RNA. RefSeq names its product FAD-binding domain-containing protein. The transcript has 5 exons. The record is from RefSeq and is a predicted model, not a curated record. Bases 1 to 1335 code for a protein of 444 amino acids. Lineage: Eukaryota; Fungi; Ascomycota; Dothideomycetes; Pleosporales; Didymosphaeriaceae. Gene Ontology annotation, molecular function: FAD binding.